Messenger RNA from Pyrus x bretschneideri (Chinese white pear), 1754 nucleotides. Its product is annotated as integrin-linked protein kinase 1-like. The transcript has 12 exons. Bases 1 to 1437 code for a protein of 478 amino acids. NCBI's taxonomy places the organism in Eukaryota, Viridiplantae, Streptophyta, Magnoliopsida, Rosales, Rosaceae. Gene Ontology annotation, biological process: protein phosphorylation. The record is from RefSeq and is a predicted model, not a curated record. Gene Ontology annotation, molecular function: protein kinase activity; ATP binding; protein binding.
AUGGAGAGCAUCGCGGCGCAGCUGAAGCGGGGGAUAUCGCGGCAGUUCUCCACGGGGUCGCUGAAGCGGACUCUCAGCCGCCAGUUCACCCGCCAAUCCUCGCUCGACCCCAAGAGGAACAACUUGCGCUUCAGCUUCGGCAGGCAGUCCUCCCUCGACCCCAUCCGCCGCAGCCCUUCGCACGACGAUGACGACGAAGUCGAUCUCUCCGUCCCCGAGAAUCUCGACUCCACCAUGAACCUCCUCUUCCUCGCCUGCCGCGGCGACGUCCAGGGCGUCGAGGACCUUCUCAAUCAAGGCAUCGACGUCAACAGCAUCGAUUUGGACGGCCGUACGGCGCUCCAUAUCUCUGCCUGCGAGGGCCACGUCGAGGUCGUUAGGCUGUUGCUCUCCCGCAAGGCCAAUAUCGAUGCUCGUGAUCGCUGGGGCAGCACGGCUGCUGCAGAUGCUAAGUAUUACGGGAAUACGGAAGUUUACAACGUUCUGAAGGCACGUGGAGCCAAAGUUCCGAAAACCAGGAAAACACCAAUGACUGUUGCGAAUCCUCGAGAAGUUCCAGAGUAUGAGCUCAAUCCAUUAGAGCUUCAAGUUCGAAAGAGCGAUGGUAUCACAAAGGGAUCGUAUCAAGUGGCAAAAUGGAAUGGUACAAAGGUGUCUGUAAAGAUGCUUGACAAGGAUUGCUACACGGACCCUGAAAGCAUUAAUGCUUUCAAACAUGAGCUGGAGUUGUUAGAGAAGGUUCGGCAUCCUAAUGUCGUUCAAUUUGUUGGUGCUGUCACCCAAAAUAUACCGAUGAUGAUUGUGUCAGAGUAUCAUUCAAAAGGUGACUUGGGAAGCUAUCUUCAAAAGAAAGGGCGCUUAUCUCCAUCAAAAGCCCUAAGAUUUGCUCUUGACAUUGCAAGGGGCAUGAAUUAUCUUCAUGAAUGUAAACCAGACCCAAUAAUCCACUGCGACUUAAAGCCAAAAAAUAUUUUGCUCGAUAAUGGAGGUCAACUGAAAGUAGCUGGAUUUGGCUUGAUACGGUUGUCAAAAAUCUCACCUAACAAAGCAAAACUAGCACAGCCUUGUGCUAACACUGACCUUUCAAGUUUAUAUGUGGCACCUGAGAUCUACAAAGAUGAAAGUUUCGACAGAAGUGUGGAUGCCUACUCUUUCGGUCUUAUAUUAUAUGAGAUGAUUGAGGGAAUACAACCAUUCCAUCCCAAGCCUAUUGAAGAAUCUGUGAAGCUGAUGUGUUUGGAAGGAAAAAGACCGCAGUUGAGGACCAAAUCAAAAAGCUAUCCCCCUGUAGUGAAAGAGUUGAUUGAGGAAUGUUGGGAUCCAGAACCUGUUAUGAGACCCAUUUUCUCUGAGAUUAUUGUACGGUUGGACAGGAUAGUUGCGAAUUGCUCAAAGCAGGGAUGGUGGAAAGACACGUUUAAGCUUCCUUGGAAAUAAGAGGAGGCAGUCUCAGUUCCAUCGCAAAACGAAUAGAGGAAAGGGCUUGGGGGUAGACUAGCUGCUCGGGCCUUGACGUUGCAGUGUAAUUAAUAAUCAAGAGGGAAGGCUUUGGAUUAGAGUAAGCAAUCGGGUCAGCCUACGUAAAAAGUAAAAUUACUUUCCCAUAAUCUUUGUUUUCCAAGGAGCUGAAACAGUUCCUUUCUAGUAUGUAUUAGCUAGAUUCAUGUGUGCAAAAGAAAAAACUUUUCCUAUAGAUGACUUGUUUUACAUACGCACGAACGCAGAUAAUAAUGUACUCCUCCGAAAUUCUAUUA